GUCGUUAGACAAUUUUUGAAAAGUCUUUAUACAGAGAUUCACGAUCAUAUAACUGUUGAUAUGGUACGAUGACGAUGGGUUCACGUGAUUUUGUCGGGUGUGUGAAUAGGGCAUAUAAGGGACUUGAUUUCCAGGGACUACACCACUUGUGUACUGUAUACAAUAAGCAUGAAGACUGUCGCUAUCGCUCUCGGCCUACUGGCCCUCCUCAUGGUCGCAGAAGGUUCCAAAAUUGGUGAUCUGGUGAGAAAACAAGUAUCAGAGGAGGAAUCUUCCAGUGAAGAAUUUGAUGAAGGCCCUUUUCCUGUACUCAACUUCAUCGUCAAGUUAUCCGCUUUGAUCAAAGAAUUUACGAAGAAUAUGGCUGCAAUCAAAUCCGAUAUGGAGGUCUUUGGUGGACUGCAAGGCUUCGAAGAUUACGUCUUGGGUGAUGAGUCUGCACUGAUGUAUUUUUUGAUGGUUGAAGGUGAAUCCGAGGCAAGUGCUCCCCCUCCCACCAGCGAUCCGUACGCUAGAUCUGGCAACGCGAAACGCUCAAUGAAAGAGCUAUUGGCACAAUUGGAGAAGUUAACCAACAAGAAGUAAACAGGCUACAAAGUUCCUCGACCUCGGAUGACCCCUGACCCUACGCAUGCCCACCAAUCAAAGGAUUCGAUUCGUGUAUAAUGUUUAUUCUUAAAUGUUGAUAAAAGCAGUCAGAACAUACUGAACAUUAAAAAAAUAACAACAACAACAAAAUGAGUAACUAUCUGAGCCCUCUUUUGUAAUAUGUAUACCAUUCUUACUUGUCAAUUUGCUCUCAUGUUGAAAUAAACUUUCUUGAAUUUCUUAAAA
Pecten maximus is the source of this 834-nucleotide messenger RNA. RefSeq lists its product as uncharacterized. Bases 169 to 585 code for a protein of 138 amino acids. The record is from RefSeq and is a predicted model, not a curated record. Lineage: Eukaryota; Metazoa; Mollusca; Bivalvia; Pectinida; Pectinidae. The transcript has 6 exons.